AUGGAAUCACGAAUAAAACGCCGGGCACAAAAACGAGAGAAACAAAAAUCUCGAAACGCGUCAAUCGAGGAACAAGAAUGGCGUAAAAUUUCGUUGGUUACGCCGCCUUUACCAAGUUCUUUUAUUUCUGAAAAAACCAUAAAGGGACUCAAAAAAGGAAUAGUGGAAAUAGCCGAUCUCGUAAUAGUUAAUAAAGCUGAUG
Molecule: messenger RNA, 202 nt
Organism: Ambispora leptoticha
Lineage: Eukaryota; Fungi; Glomeromycota; Glomeromycetes; Archaeosporales; Ambisporaceae
Source: the annotation of a GenBank genome assembly